CCCAUUGGCUCUCGUGGGCCGAAGGGGCGGGGCCUCGCACGCCGCGCUUCCUCCCACCGCUGCUUCCGCGUCGCUUCCCGGUCAGCUGGGUCCUUAGCGGGAGUCCGAGUGCGGGCGGUGGCGGGCUUGGCGGCGGGGCAGGAUUCCGGGCAGGAGCCUUGCCUCUCAGGUGGCGGGCUCUGCGACCCUGCGAGAUGGACGGGACGGAAGGCAGUGCCGGGCAGCCCGGCCCCGCUGAGCGGUCCCACCGAAGCAGCGUGUCCUCCGUGGGAGCCCGAGCGGCUGACGUGCUGGUAUACCUGGCGGAUGACACGGUGGUGCCCCUGGCUGUGGAGAACCUGCCCUCACUCAGUGCCCAUGAGCUGCACCGCGCCGUCCGCGAGGUCCUGCAGCUUCCGGACAUCGCCCUGGAUGUCUUUGCGCUCUGGCUGGUCUCCCCUCUGCUGGAGGUGCAGCUGAAACCCAAGCACCAGCCCUACAAGCUGGGACGCCAGUGGCCGGAGCUGCUGCUGCGCUUCACCAGUGCCCCGGACGACGACGUGGCCAUGGAUGAGCCUUUCCUGCAGUUCCGAAGGAACGUGUUCUUCCCAAAGCGGCGGGAGCUCCAGAUCCGCGAUGAGGAGGUCUUGCGGCUGCUCUAUGAGGAGGCCAAGGGCAACGUGCUGGCUGCACGGUACCCGUGCGACGUGGAGGACUGCGAGGCUCUGGGCGCCCUGGUGUGCCGCGUGCAGCUCGGGCCCUACCAGCCCGGCCGGCCGGCAGCCUGCGACCUGAGGGAGAAGCUGGACUCCUUCCUCCCUGCCCACCUCUGUAAGCGGGGCCAGGGUCUCUUUGCUGCCCUCCGGGGCCGUGGGGCCAGGGCCGGGCUGGGCGAGCAGGGCCUGCUGAACGCCUACCGCCAGGUGCAGGAGGUCAGCAGCGACAGCGGGUGCGAGGCCGCCCUGGGCACCCACUACCAUGCCUACCUCCUCAAGUGCCACGAGCUGCCCUUCUAUGGGUGUGCCUUCUUCCACGGUGAGGUUGACAAGCCGGCCCAAGGCUUUUUGCACCGGGGUGGGCGCAAGCCAGUUUCUGUGGCCAUCAGUCUGGAAGGCGUGCACGUCAUCGACAGCAGAGAGAAGCACGUCCUGCUGGGCCUGCGCUUCCAGGAGCUGUCGUGGGACCACACCUCCCCCGAGGAGGAGGAGCCCAUCCUGUGGCUGGAGUUCGACGGGGACAGCGAGGGCACACCUGUCAACAAGCUCCUCAAGAUCUACUCCAAGCAGGCUGAACUGAUGAGCAGCCUCAUUGAGUACUGCAUCGAACUGAGCCAGGCGGUGGAGCCUGCAGGCCCCCAGGACAGUGCGACUGGCUCGCCCUCAGACCCCAGCUCCUCGCCGGCUCCUGCUCAGCGCCCCAAGCUGCGGAGGCAGGGCAGUGUGGUGUCCAGCCGGAUCCAGCAUCUCUCCACUAUUGACUACGUGGAGGACGGCAAGGGGAUCAGGCGAGUGAAGCCGAAGCGCACCACGUCCUUCUUCAGCCGGCAGCUGUCCUUGGGCCAGGGGAGCUACACCGUGGUGCAGCCUGGCGACAGCCUGGAGCAGGGCUGAGGACGCUGCACCCGGCAGGAGAAGGGCAACUGGGGGCCCUGGCUCGGCACUGUCCUCCUGAGGGGCAGGGGCCGGCUGAAACAGUCUCAUGGGUCACCACAUGGGGAGGGCUGCAUCAGCAGAUUUCUCAGACCACGGAGAAGUGACUCCUGGGCCCGGGGCCAUGCCCGGGCUGUGCAAAGCUGACCAGGGCCUCCCGCAGGGCCCCUCUGCAGCCUGCCCUCCCUUCCCCCACUUCCCCUGGACGCUGGGCCCUGUUGCUAUCUCAGGACCAUCGGAUCAAGCUGCAGCUGCCCCCCUCACUUGGAAACAUGCCUUUGUGCCCACCUCAAGGUGGGCAGUGUCCCCUGUUCUGAAGUGCCCAGUGGCAGCUCCAGUGGCAGAGGACCAAGGAUUGAGUUUUGGGACCUGAAGGUCCAAUGUGUGCCUUUGGCCUCUUCCCUGGACGUGGGUGACCAGUCCCCGCCUUCCUCCUGCUAGUGCUCCACUCCCUGGACUUGGAUGACCAGUUUCCCGCCUUCCUCCUGCUGGUGCUCCACCCCCCAAUGCCAGGCUGGGCCACCACUCUGAGGAGGAUGGGAGGGACCUCCCUGGAUUGAACCGGGGCAGAAACACGGUGAGGGCCCCCACCACACCUCCCUGGUUGAAUCAGGAAUGGAGGGAGCCAGGCAGGGUCCUACCUGGGGUCCUGUGCCCCUCGGUCUGGUCUCCUUUGCAGGCACAAGACACCAGAAAGAGCAUGCCUUUCUGGUAGCCUUUGGUGAUGUCACUGCUGGGAGGUGGCUGUCCUGUGGACCACCUGACCUCCAGACCCACACUCACAGUCUGUGAAAAACUGAAAAUCCCCUGGUGGGCACUCCCUGGAGCCCAAGCAGCUCCCCUAGGGGACUGACUGGGCCUGCCCUCUCCUCCCCGUGUCUGGGUCUUCAGGUUUUAGUUUGGUCUUUGUUCAUCUGAGUUGUGCCAGGGCAACGCCAGGAAGUGCCCUGGGUAACCUCUGCUGCGCGCUCCUUCCCAGGCGGCACCAUGGAUUCCUCUGGGGGCUGGUGCAUGCCUGGAAAAGCCUGGACCACACGGGACAGUCUCUUCUUUCUCGAGGACACUUGGAAAGGUGACUGAUGUGGGUGCUUGGCUUCUCUGGUCCCAGCUUGCCCUCCGGGGAGCAGGGGCUCUGUCUUGUCCCAGAUGAGCUGAGCCCCUGAGAGGAGGGCUUUCCCAGCCCUGGGACCCUCCGAGGUGGGUGUGCGGGUCUCACAGGUGCCUCCUGGGACUUCCUGUGGCAGCACAGGGCUUGGCUUUGUCUUCUGUUCCUGGUGGAAAACCGUGGGAGAGGAAGCUGGGGCCUCUACUCCAAGUAUCAGAGCCCAUUCACUCUCCUCCCUUUGGUAGCUUGUGGAUGUGCCAGGCGCUUUGAGGUGGGCUUGCCUUCUGGCAGCAUGGACUUUAUUUGUUAAUAGGCAGAAAGAAGAGGCCUGGAAGGGCCUCCAGUCUUUUGGAAUGUCCUGGCCACAGGGUCAUGCCAGCUGCCAGUUCUCGUCUCCCGUCCUGGAGUUGCUGGGUCUCACCGAGCUGCCCGCCCGCCUGUUCUGGUGGCAUCAGCGCAGGUUGUCCCUGCUGCUUUGAUUCCAGGGGAUUUUAUGUUUUUUUAUUUUUUUAUUUUUUUUUUGAGACGGAGUCUUGCUCUGUCGCCCAGGCAGGAGUGCAGUGGCGCGUUUUGGCUCACUGCAACCUCUGCCUCAAGUGAUUCUCCUGCCUCAGCCUCCUGAGUAGCUGGGAUUACAGGUGCGUGCCACCACGCCCUGCUGAUUUUUGUAUUUUUAGUAGAGACGGUUUCACCAUGUUGGUCAGGCUGGUCUUGAACUCCUGACCUCAUGAUCCACCCGCCUUAACCUCCCAAAGUGUUGAGAUUAUAGGCGUGAGCCACCGCCCCCAGCUGAUUCCAGGUGAAUUCUUCUCUGAUGGGCGGGCGAGGGUUGUGUCCGUGUGAUGGGUUGGAGUGUGUGUGUCUGAGUACACAGAUGACGUGUUUUCCCUUCAGCUUCUUAGGUUUUCUGAGCAUCCAUUGUGCCUUAACAUUUUCUGCUUGUCCUUUGGGACAAAGCAGUAUUUUACUCAUUCUUUGAAUGUUCUCAUUCUUUUGUAUCAUGUGACUUAUUAAUAAAAUCAGUUUCUAACAAA
Symphalangus syndactylus (siamang) is the source of this 3767-nucleotide messenger RNA. RefSeq names its product FERM domain containing 8 (gene FRMD8). Gene Ontology annotation, biological process: negative regulation of canonical Wnt signaling pathway. Lineage: Eukaryota; Metazoa; Chordata; Mammalia; Primates; Hylobatidae. Gene Ontology annotation, cellular component: plasma membrane; cytoskeleton. The record is from RefSeq and is a predicted model, not a curated record.